AUGGUGCUGUACAUCAGAAAUAUAGCCAGUGAAUGUAAUGAGAGAAUUUUAAAUUCAUUCAGGGAAAACUUAAAUAUGUCAAAUUCUACUGCAACUGAAAGAGCAAUUGCCAGGCUAGCAAUACACGCUAUUCUAAAGAAAAAGAUAGACAUGCUAAAAGCUGUUAUGCAAGUCUUUAAAGAUGCAAGAUAAAAUGUUGCUGAAGUCGAGUCACUAAAAAAUGCCUUAGAAGAAAAUCAUUCUAAGGAUACGUUGUGUUCAGGUGAUAAUAAAAGUAAGUUACGUCAUGAAGGAACUAUUAGAAGUGAGCAAAAAAUGAAGGAAUCCAAAAUAUCUGCAAAGAAACCAAUAAAUAAUUCAAAGAAAAAAAUGGGCAAGAUGGAACAUGGACGCAAAGCAGUGGACAUUUCAAAUUCUCCAUUGAAACCUUCAAAAAAUGAUCCUGUGGUUUCCACUGAACCCAAGAAGAAUUCUGCUGGCUCAAAACUGAAAACAGUAAGUCAAACCAAAAGAAAGAAAAGGUCUGAUAGCUCGCCCAGUAGUAGCAGUGAUGGCGAAGAAGGAUUACAUGAAGAGGAGUAUUUUGAUGAUAGCACAGAAGAAAGGUUUUACAAACAGUCUUCCAUGUCCGAGGAAAGUGAUAGUGGUGAUGACUUCUUCAUUGGGAAAGUCAGACAGACACGAGAGAAGAAUAGUAGUUGUCAUUCUCCUGUUAAGGAACAAAAACCUCUCCAAAAAGUGUUACCCAAAGAAGAUACACAUGAAAUUCAUUGGGAUAUAAGAAGUGACAAAAAUAAGGAAAGUACAGAUGCCAGGAAGUUAGAGUCACUGUUGUUUCACACUUUAUCUGGAUCUGAAGGCUCUAGACGAGAUUACAAAGAACAGGCUCCAAAGAGCAAAACCCUUGGUUUUCCACAGAGUGGACCUCAGAUCAAGAAUCAGUUUAGUAAGAAGCCACAAAGAGGAUUUGAAAAUACAAAACAGCAAUUGCAGCUACCUCUUGGUCCUUCAUGGGAAGCAAGCAAAAAGCAAAAAAAACAACAAUCUAAAAUUGCUGUGUUGCAGGGGGAAAAGAUUACAUUUGCUGAUUGA
Carlito syrichta (Philippine tarsier) is the source of this 1092-nucleotide messenger RNA. RefSeq names its product serum response factor-binding protein 1-like. The record is from RefSeq and is a predicted model, not a curated record. The transcript has 5 exons. Gene Ontology annotation, cellular component: nucleus; 90S preribosome. Gene Ontology annotation, biological process: maturation of SSU-rRNA. Lineage: Eukaryota; Metazoa; Chordata; Mammalia; Primates; Tarsiidae.